UCUGCUGUUGUGAUGAAACAUUCCAGGAGCUUCUGAAGAGCUUCAGCCCCGUUGGGACAUUUCUUAGUGAAAUAAAGAAGACAAACCAACCCAAACGUAUGAAAGAGUUAAUAUCAGACUGAGGACUAGGUUCCUCUUCAUUUCUGCGACGAACAUCAUCAAACGUUUGACACAAAAUACUGGGAAACAGAAUGCCAGCCAAGACACCCAUGUACUUAAAGACAUCCACGCCAAAGCGAGGCAAGAAGCAGAAAAUACGAGACGUUCUUUCAGGAGACAUGAUAAGCCCGCCGCUGGGUGAUGUGCGCCAUAGUGCCCACGUCGGGCCGGAGGGAGAAGGGGACAUGUUUGGUGAUGUGGGAUUUUUGCAAGGCAAACUCGACAUGCUUCCAGCUCUCAAUCAAGCACCAAGCGCUCGUUCUCACAGCAUUGACAGAAGAAUGGAUGAGAUCUUCAGUGUGAACAGCAAGAGCCACACUUACCAUCGCAGUCAUAAUUCUAAUCACAGUUCUCUUCUCAAAACCACCAUCUCCAUGCCAGUGUUCAUUGCACCUGUGCAGCCUCCUCCCAAACCCCCACGUCUGCAUUUAGAUGAGCAGUCGUCCCCUGUUCACCAGCGGCAGAAUCACCAUCACAGUCCAACGCAGCAGCGCUCAAUGUCUGUUUGUGAGGAAGGGAUUGGGAAGCAUAGCCAUGACCUCACUCUCUCCGCCUCGAUCCCUGUCCUGCCGCACAUGGUGCCUUCCACGGGCUCCUUAUCCGAGGCUUCCUCGGAUGACUCCAUGUUGGAAAGCUGCGGGCCGCUGGAUCCAAAACGGGGCUUGAGUCUGGACUCUGACACAGGGCUCAGUAAUGAGGACCUGCGGAGCGAACACUGUGAAUCUCCGGCUAUCUCACCUAGCAUGUCACGCUCGGAGUCGCUAAUGGGUUUGGACCUGGAUCUGGGACCAUCCAUUUUGGAGGAUGUUCUUAGGAUCAUGGACCGUUAUAAGAGUGUGGAAGAGAGACAUGAGAUAUAAGGGGGCUGUUUCAGAUACUGUGAUCUUAUUUUGCCUGUUUCAGAGGACAGUAAAAAAGAAAUGGGAUGAAAGAGCAAUAGUUGGCUGUGCCACAGAUGCUGCAGAGUUAUGGCACAUUUUUAACCAUGUGUAGGCAAUAAUCUUUACAGCUUCAACUCUGAAAAAGACAAUCAGUCGAUUUAUUCAUGUUAAAUCAUUCAUGUUGAUGUUACAAGAGAAGUGUUUUGCUGGGUUUUGGUCAUUCUAGCCUAACUGGAGAUGUAAAAUAUUUAAGCACUAACAGUCUGUUCAGUUUUAUAUUUGCUGUUACUUAUAAAGCUAUGAUUUUGCAGGAAAAGGAAUUUGGAUUUUGGCUAUAUAGUAGUCAAACAUUUGAAACAUUUUUAGACAAUGUAGGUGAAUGUUAUCAAGGAAUCACUCAAAAUGGAGUUUUGAUUUACUUCCGUAUGAGUAAACAUGUUAUGCAGAUAUGUCAAACAUAAGAUAUAAGUGAUCUGAGAUAAUUAUUUUCCCUGCCUAUGAGUACAAUGGAAAUCACUUUGUAAAGGUUGGUCUUUUUUGGGGUGUAAUAUGUAUGUUUUAUUGCAUUGUAAUAUAUGAAAUAAAAUGUAAAUAAAAUAUUAUAUAAAUAUA
Messenger RNA from Labeo rohita (rohu), 1652 nucleotides. RefSeq lists its product as uncharacterized. The record is from RefSeq and is a predicted model, not a curated record. Lineage: Eukaryota; Metazoa; Chordata; Actinopteri; Cypriniformes; Cyprinidae. Bases 192 to 1019 code for a protein of 275 amino acids. The transcript has a single exon.